Molecule: messenger RNA, 2000 nt
Organism: Oncorhynchus keta (chum salmon)
Lineage: Eukaryota; Metazoa; Chordata; Actinopteri; Salmoniformes; Salmonidae
Exons: 4
Coding region: 981-1682 (233 amino acids)
Source: RefSeq, a predicted model, not a curated record
GAGAUUGAUAACAUUCAUAUAAUUGUGUUAAAAUCCGUCAAGUGUACAAGGGGUACGAAUUGUGAGAGUAAUGUGAAAACAUUAUAUUGAUUACUUUAUUUUGUGGUGCCAAAAAGUGUUAAUCUGUGAUCUACGAAAUGCUCUUAAUCUAUGAGCCGGAGAUCGAUUGCUCUGGUCUCCACCCAUAUUCCUGGGGAAAUCGCGGACUUUUCUCAUUGAACUAAACAUUGAAUUGAGAAUACAACAACGUAUCACUCUCGUGAUUAUUUCUCCCCUGUUUUCAGGGGCGUAACAUUAGCCUAUCAUGUUCUGUGAGCUUUUAUCACUAAUCACCUCUGCUGAUGACACACAGAGUAAUUGUCAGGCUGACAUGUAGCACUUUAAAGCUGACACUAUAACAGGUGCUGAGCCAAGGAGGCUUGCUGUCUCUAAUGCUACAUGUGGCGGCGAUCUGCUUUUAAUAGUGCAAACAUAGAGGAGGUAUGAAUAGACGUGUUGCCAUGACUCUUGCCCACUGGGCUGCAUGUAUUCAAUGAGUCGACUCUUGGACUACAACAAUAAUGUAUUCUGAUUGCCAACAGUAGUAGUCUGUUGAAUGUGGCACUUGAUAAUCAACUGUAUAACCAUACUCAUUGUGGAGUGAUUGACCUGUGCUCAGCCACUCUCUCCUUGCAACAUGAUGCAGGCAAAUUAUGAGAAAAUCAACUGCUGCAAUAGGGUGAAGGCAGAGGUUGAAUAUGAGUACAGGCAGAGAGAGAGAGAGGUGGAGAGAAGGAAAGAGAGAGACAGACAGACAUACAGUGGUAGGAUCUUAAUUUGAUCCAGCAGGAAAAUACAGACAUACAGGCAGACAUGGUCCAUAGAAAUAGGCUGUUCCAGUUCUGGGUGGAUAUGUGGAAGAUAACUAACUUGGUGAUGUCACAAUGCCCCUUUACCAGGGAAGGAGAACUAGUUGUUAUAAGGGAACAUUAUGAGGUAACAUGUUGCCACGGAAACACACUUAUGUCAUAAUCUCAGACCACAUUAAAACGGUCAGACAAGCUCAGGUAGAGCGCAUUAGCUACAUUCGAACGAUCUCCCAACCUAUAACUGAUUUGAUUGAUUACAACGGUACACUACCUUGUCGUGACAUGGGUCAGAGACUAAGUGACCCUGUCCCUGAGGUAUCCCAUAGGGAGAAACCAAAGGAGACACAGGAACAUAAAGAUAAACCCAAGGAGAAGAGGAUCCCUCAAGCCCUGACCUUUCUUCAGCUGUUUACACUGCUGAGCUGCGUCAAGGUGAAGAAAACACCCUUUGAUCCCUCCCAGAGUGGUGAUGGGAGAAAGGGAACAACGAUAAACGAUACAAACAACAAUAAUGACUCUGAUACUGGCUUGGACUACUCUGCAGGUGACGUGAAAAGGAUCAAGGACAAGAGUAAAGGAAAGGUUGGGGGAGAGAAACAUAGCAUUGAAUCUCAGGACCACAAAUGCAGAACGACACAGGAAAAAGAAAAAGAAAAUGACAUUAAACAAAGACCUAACUCGGUCUCCCCUGAGGAGCAAGCAAAGAAGACGCAGCAGAAAGAGAAGAAGAAGAGCAUCCAUCCAGCUGUGGCGGCCCUGCAGCUGUUCACUCUUCUGCUGUGGUGGGAAAGUCAAGCUGAGGAAGUCUCGUCCCUCUCAGAACAGACAGAGUAGAAAGGACCAGGACAAAGAUAAUGCAUCUGAUACUGGUUCAGACUUGUCUGGAGGUGACGUUACAACCAAAAGGGUCAAGGACAAGAUUAAUGGAAAGGUAGGGAGGGAGAAAGACCAGACUAAAGUUCAGCUGUUGAAAUCAUCUCAGGACCACGAACCCGUAAGUACAACACCAGAAACAGACAAGGGAACUAAUUCAGGACAAAGACCUAACUCUGUGAGACAACCAAACACGCUGUAUCAUUUGAUUGUGAGCAAAAUAUCUUUCUGAUAAUGCUGUGUUAUCAUUGGGUGUUAUAAUUGUGUUGUGCAGGAAAA